AUAUUGCAUAGGAAAUUGUAGGCAUCUGCUUGCUUUUGAAGCGUUAUAUCUCAUAAGAAGACAUCAUCGCAUCAUACAGCAAAAGUUAGGAAACCCAGAAAAAUUAUCAAAGCCAGCAAGCCAUAUAUUUCCUCGCAUCUGAUCUUAAAAUUUUAUUGAAAAGGAAAAAAAAAGUUGAUGGAGCUCCAGCUGCUUUGAUCAUCCAAUUCUUGAAGCCCUAAAUUCAAGACAAAUACUAUAGAAGGAAAUGGGGACAGAACUAAUGAGAAUCUGUGUGAAAGAAGAAAGUGAUGAAGUGCCAUCUGUUCCUCCUGGGUUUGAAUCAUAUGCAACUUUUACCUUAAAAAGGGUAGUCCCUGGUAAUGAUAAAAGCAAGACUCCUAUGGAAAGUGCUUCUGUAACCGAACCAGCUAAGAUGGAGAUUGAAUCCGAUGAAGCCAAAGCUGCUCGGUCUCUACGACGCAGACCUUGGAUCAAUUAUGGCGGAUGUGAUGAUGAUGAUUCUCCAAACAAUGACAAUGCCUCGUCUCAAAAUCUUGAUCAAAAUUGUGUUGUGAAACCUUCUUCUCUACCAAAGGGUGUGACCCGCGGAUGUGAAGAAUGUAAAGACUGCCAAAAGGUAACUGCGAGAUGGCAUCCAGAUGAAGCUCGUAGGCCUGACCUUGAAGAUGCCCCUAUAUUCUACCCGAGCGAAGAGGAGUUUGAAGACACUCUGAAUUAUAUUGCCAAAAUAAGGCCCAAGGCUGAGAAGUAUGGAAUCUGUCGCAUUGUUCCUCCUCCUUCCUGGAAACCCCCGUGCCCGCUGAAAGAAAAGCAAGUAUGGGAAGGUUCUAAAUUUACGACACGUGUCCAAAGAGUUGAUAAACUUCAGAAUCGGAGUUCAAUGAAGAAGAUUUCAAAGCUUUCUAAUCAAAUGAGAAGGAAGAAAAGGAAGUGCAUGAAAAUGGGAAUGGAUUCUGUCACUAGUGCCAAGAGCGAUCCCUGUUCUGCAAGCAAUGAAAUGAGUGAACUUGAGACGUUUGGCUUUGAACCUGGUCCAGGGUUCACUUUAAAAGACUUCAAAAAAUAUGCUGAUGAGUUCAAGGCUCAGUACUUUAAAAAGAGUGAAACUUCUACAGACAAUGAAUGUAAAGUUGGUAACUCCGCAGACUGCUGGGAGCCAGCAGUUGAGGAUGUUGAAGGUGAAUACUGGCGGAUAGUAGAUAAAGCAACUGAAGAGAUAGAGGUGCUAUAUGGUGCCGACCUUGAAACUGGAGUAUUUGGUAGCGGAUUCCCCAGGACAUCAUCAAGUCACGAGGCUUCUUCUUCAGUCGAAAAAUAUGCAAAAUCAGGCUGGAACUUAAAUAACUUUUCAAGGCUUCCGGGAUCCCUCCUUACGUACGAGGGCAGUGAUAUUUCUGGUGUCCUUGUACCAUGGUUGUAUAUUGGGAUGUGCUUUUCUUCUUUCUGCUGGCAUGUUGAAGAUCACCACUUGUAUUCGUUGAAUUAUAUGCACUGGGGUGCACCAAAGUUGUGGUAUGGUGUUGGGGGGAAGGAUGCUGUUAAACUUGAGGAGGCGAUGAGAAAGCAUUUGCCUGACCUUUUCGAAGAACAGCCUGAUUUGCUUCAUAAGCUAGUUACACAACUCUCCCCGUCAAAACUGAAAACCGCAGGAGUACCUGUGCGCCGUUGUGUCCAGCAUGCUGGAGAGUUUGUCUUGACUUUUCCUCGGGCAUAUCAUGCGGGGUUUAAUUGUGGUUUCAACUGUGCUGAAGCAGUGAAUGUAGCACCAGUUGAUUGGUUGCCUCAUGGGCAGAUUGCCAUAGAGUUAUACUGUCAACAGGGUAGAAAAACGUCCAUCUCGCAUGAUAAAUUGUUGCUUGGGGCGGCUAGAGAAGUAGUGAAAGCUGACUGGGAGCUGAACUUACUAAAGAAAAAUACUAAAGAAAACUUAAGGUGGAAAGAAUUCAGUGGAAAGGAUGGAAUUUUGGCAAAAACACUUAAGGCACGCGUUGACAUGGAACGUACAAGAAGAGAAUUUCUCUGCAACUCUUCACUUGCAUUGAAGAUGCACAGUAAUUUUGAUGCAACUAACGAAAGAGAGUGUUGCAUAUGCUUCUUUGAUUUGCAUCUGUCCGCUGCUGGUUGUCGUUGUUCCCCAGAGAAGUAUUCAUGUUUGACUCAUGUGAAGCAGUUGUGUUCGUGUCCGUCGGUUGCUAAAUAUUUUCUAUUUCGCUAUGAUAUCGAUGAAUUUAAUGUUCUUGUUGAGGCUGUGGAAGGGAAACUUAGUUCUGUAUAUAGAUGGGCGCGUCAAGAUUUAGGGUUGGCAUUAAGUGCAUUCGUCUCAGAAAGCAAAACGGAAAUGGAUGAGGAGAAAAAUGUCCCCAAGGAUCUGAGACAGCAAGCAGCUGCACUUUCAGGGGAAGAUUUGCAGCUGAAAGCAACAUCCAGAGAAGAUAUACGUAAAGGGUUAGAAAAGGCUAGUAAAUUAUCAGAUGUUGAUUUACUUCUGAAAGACAAGGAUGAGCAAUUAACACCAAGCCAAUAUAUGGAGCCUGUCAAAGAAGAAGCUGUUUAUGAUUCUUCUGUGUCAAAACUUUCAGUUUUCCAACCAUCUGAAGGAAGCAUGCUGCACUCUGUGAAAGCUGCUAAGUCCGCAAGUGGCAAAAAGAAUUCUCAGAGUCUACCCAAUGAUGUGAUACUCCUCAGUGAUGAUGAGCAUGACAUACCUAGGAAACGAGGUUCUGUGAAAAGAGAUGCAGUUUCUUCUCGCAAGCAUUUGGAACUACGAGACAGAACAACCCACGUUUUAGCGUUGGAAGCUGCGAAUAAAAUUUCUGCUCCAAAUUGCGGAAGGGAAAGAGGUUCUUUGCCUGAUACACGAAACACUAUAACAUCGGCUACUAAUGACCAAAGAGCAACGGGAGGGGAUGUACCAAGUUCUGCAUUGCACGCAGAAGUUAAAGCCGUGGCUAAUGGGCUUGCUCAGGAUAUUUGUAAUAGAAUGGAAGCAAACAACCACAGUGGUGGAAAACCUACUAUCUGUAAAUCGAAAAAUUCUGGAGGUUUGGCUAUAUUGGAUGUGGUUGAUGGGGCAAGAAGUAACUCAGGUACACCAUCUUGUUCACAAAAUAAUAGUCCAGAUAGGUUCAUCCGCCAAAAGGGUCCCCGUAUUGCAAAGGUCGUGAGGAGAAUCAAUUGCAAUGUAGAGCCUCUAAGUUAUGGUUGUGUGCUUUCUGGAAAAUCAUGGUGCAACCGCCGAGCAAUUUUUCCUAAAGGAUUUCGUAGCCGGGUUAGGUACAUAAAUAUUUUGGAUCCAACAAACAUGUGCUUCUACAUUUCAGAAAUUCUGGAUGCUGGACGCAACAGCCCGUUAUUCAUGGUUUAUUUGGAGGGUAAUCCCAGUGAGGUUUUCGCUCACUUGUCGCCUACAAGAUGUUGGGAGAUGGUAAGAGAUAGAGUAAAUCAAGAGAUAAGUAAGCAGCACAAAGCCGGAAGAUUAGAUCUCCCUCCUCUGCAGCCCCCUGGGAGCCCUGACGGUUUUGAAAUGUUUGGAUAUUCUUCCCCCGCAAUUGUACAGGCUAUCGAAGCAUUAGACGUGAAUCGAGUUUGCACAGAUUAUUGGGAUUCCAGGCCUUAUUCGCGGCCACAAGUUCAGUUCCCUGCAAAUCCUCUUCCCAGAGAAGCCAACACAAGCGUGAGAGAUCUCCAGAAAGCCCCCGGACACCGUGCAUUGCCUGCUGGAACGAAAUCUACUCUCAAAGUUCUGUUCAAGAAAGCUAACAUGGAGGAACUAAGCACACUUCAACAGGUUUUAAGUGAGUCCAAGACAGAUUUGGUGACCGAACUUGUGAAGGAAGAGAUGCAGAACCGCCGCUGAUUUGAUUCGGAGAAGAUUGAUUUUAGUGUGUACAUACAGAGUUGAUGAGGCUCCCUGCUCAUUCUUUUUGGACACCCUUACAGAGGAAGAAGGAUAUAAACAUAUAACUUAAAAAAAAAACUCUGUUUCUUCUCCUGUCUCAAACCAGUAAAAGAAAGAGAGAAGAUUUAGGGUUCUUGAAACCAUUAGUUUUGGUUACUAGGGACUAAAAGGAUCAUUUACUAGUAUUGACAUCUGUUUUGAAAGUCCUAAGGACACUGGAUUUAAAGAGAUUAAAUAUCAAAUCCCCAAUUAUUUUCAUA
Molecule: messenger RNA, 4161 nt
Organism: Eutrema salsugineum
Lineage: Eukaryota; Viridiplantae; Streptophyta; Magnoliopsida; Brassicales; Brassicaceae
Product: putative lysine-specific demethylase JMJ16
Exons: 13
Coding region: 248-3859 (1203 amino acids)
Biological process (GO): chromatin remodeling
Cellular component (GO): nucleus
Molecular function (GO): histone H3K4me/H3K4me2/H3K4me3 demethylase activity
Source: RefSeq, a predicted model, not a curated record